Messenger RNA from Nicrophorus vespilloides, 1094 nucleotides. RefSeq names its product serine/threonine/tyrosine-interacting protein-like. NCBI's taxonomy places the organism in Eukaryota, Metazoa, Arthropoda, Insecta, Coleoptera, Silphidae. Gene Ontology annotation, molecular function: F-box domain binding; protein tyrosine/serine/threonine phosphatase activity. The transcript has 2 exons. Gene Ontology annotation, biological process: negative regulation of SCF-dependent proteasomal ubiquitin-dependent catabolic process; regulation of ERK1 and ERK2 cascade; protein dephosphorylation. Gene Ontology annotation, cellular component: nucleoplasm; cytoplasm. The coding region runs from base 180 to 956 and encodes 258 amino acids. The record is from RefSeq and is a predicted model, not a curated record.
CCUCGAUCUGUCAAAGUUUAGCACAGCGGAGUUGAUUGAAGAGCGAUUGGCUUUUCUUUUUAGUUUCUCUUAUUAUUUUUAACCCUGACCAUAAGUUUUUCCUAUAAUGAGUUCUAAAAAUUGAAUAUAUUUAGGGUAAGUGUCUCGUCAAAGGUGGACAAGUCGUCCACGACUGGAUAAUGCUGAAAUCAAACACCAUCAUACCACAAGAUAAGAUGGCAGAUAUACUUGAUAUGACUUCUGUGAAUAACAAUAUACCUUCAUUCCCACAAACCACAACUUGGACUUACAGCAUGUGGAGAUGCAUGCAGGAAAUAAUUCCUGGAUUGUACCUCGGACCAUACCAAGCUGCCUUGAAACACUGCCGUAUUAAUCUGACUGAAAAGGGAAUUACCCACAUUAUUUGUGUUAGGGAAAAUGUGGAGUCUCAAUUCAUAAAACCACAAUUCACUGAUUCAUCAUUCACAUACAUGACUCUUGAUAUUGCUGAUCUAGCAACUGAGAGUAUAAUCUGUUUCUUUCCAAAAGUUAGACAAUUUAUUGAUGAUGCACUGAAUAGGAAUGGAAAAGUUCUGGUGCAUGGAAACAAUGGAAAUUCAAGAAGUGCCACUUUGGUACUUGCCUAUAUAAUGGAAAAAUUUGGACUGACCUGCAAAGAGGCUUACACAUUUGUCAAGACAAGAAGGGCAUCUGUGAAGCCCAAUGAGGGCUUUGUGGCACAACUAGCAGAAUAUGAACCAAUAUAUAGAGCAAGACAAAGCUUGGAACAAGGUGGAUCUUCAGAGAACCGCAGGCACAAGAGGAAAAGUGAACAGCUUUCAGAAGUAGUGGAUGUGGACUUAAUACAACCUCCCCCUAGUCCCUCCACUGAUAACUGUCAAAUGGACUGUAGGCCUGAAGAAGUACAUGAUAUAUCAAACAAUUUCCAUCGGCUGUGGCUCCUCAAGAGCUCCUAGUUAUAUCUGUUUAAGUUUCUGCAUUUCUUUUAAUUUAAGAAGUUUUGUUUUAUGUUGUUUUAUUGUAAAUAUGUAUAAAUUUAUUUUUUUAUCUAUGUAUUAUAUACUGUAUGUAGAACUUAGGACUUAUAAAAAUAU